Oncorhynchus tshawytscha (Chinook salmon) is the source of this 1306-nucleotide messenger RNA. RefSeq names its product GTP-binding protein REM 2-like. Gene Ontology annotation, cellular component: plasma membrane. The coding region runs from base 254 to 1159 and encodes 301 amino acids. The record is from RefSeq and is a predicted model, not a curated record. Gene Ontology annotation, molecular function: calcium channel regulator activity; GTP binding; GTPase activity. NCBI's taxonomy places the organism in Eukaryota, Metazoa, Chordata, Actinopteri, Salmoniformes, Salmonidae. The transcript is spliced from 5 exons.
UCCCAGACGCAGGUGUAGACCAGGCUACCUAUUCAUAUGCUCUGCACUCUUCUUCGAUCAAUACCUACACUUCGAGACCAAGGAGCUUCGGGAGGAAUUACCAGCCGAAGAAUGGUUUCGCAAUGUUAAUUGAUAUUUGGUGCGGUUAUUUUGUUCUCUCUCAUCCAUACUUCCCGAGCGCAAAUGACUUGACAUGGAUUGUGGUCGCUGUUAGGGACUUUAUUUGUGAAAAAUAGAGGAAGAAUUUAACACGAUGACUGACCAGUACAGUAUGUUUCUUACCACCGCUCCCCCUCUGAGAAGAGGAAGCACACCUCUACCAAUCAAGCACCAGCUGAGGCGGGAGGAGGCCGUAUCAGAGGACCGUGAUUGGAUACCAGGGAUUGACAAACCAUCCACACUGCCAAUCAGUGACACUCUUUGCCAGGAUGAAUCAUUUGGUCAGGCGGCGGAGGGGUAUCAUGGGAGUGCUAUAAGGAUCGUACUACUUGGGCAGAAUGGGGUUGGAAAAUCAUCGCUGGCUCUGUCUCUGGCUGGACUGUCAGACAGAUCUCUUUCGGUGGACUCUGAAACAGCCUGUGGAGAAGGCUACGAGCGCACAGUGUCAGUUGACGAUGAGGAGAGUUCAGUCAUCAUUUAUGACAACUGGAAACAGGACCUGUCCACGCUGCAGUGUGAGGUGGUUGUCCUGGUGUUCUCGGUGACUGACAGGAGGAGUUUCCAGCGCACUGCACAGCUCCGCCUCAUCCUCAGGGAGUCACUGCCCCACACUCCCAUCAUCCUCGUGGGCAAUAAGAGUGACCUUGUCCGUUGUCGAGAGAUCAGCACAGAGGAGGCCCACUCCAGUGCCAUGAUGUAUGACUGCCAAUAUCUGGAGCUGUCUGCCUCCCUGGACCACGGCACCACCGAGUUGCUGGAGGGGGCAGUGAAGGCUGCCAGGGGUGACUGCGUGGGGCCAGGCUGGACGGAGGGGGACCCCGGGGCGGGGCGCAGGGAGAGCCUGACCAGCAAGGCCAAGCGCUUCCUGACUGGCCUGGUGCCACGCUCCUACGGCCGAGGAGACAGGGACCGAGGCCAAUACAGGGAGAUGAGCAGGCACCGGGGGAGCAAGAUCCUCCGACAGAAAUCACGCUCCUGCCAUGACCUCAGUGCAAUGUGACACAUCAGACAGACAGAGAGAGGGGAUGGGAGGUGUGUGAAACGGGGAUAGAAUGAAGGAGGACAACAGGGGAUGGGAGAUAAGUUAUGGAAGGGGAAAAUGAGAGAGAGAGAGAGAGAGAGAGAGAGAGAGAGAGAGAGAGAGAGA